This is a messenger RNA of Dryobates pubescens (Downy woodpecker), 8308 nucleotides long. It is a transcript of the gene TNS1, whose product is annotated as tensin 1. NCBI's taxonomy places the organism in Eukaryota, Metazoa, Chordata, Aves, Piciformes, Picidae. Gene Ontology annotation, molecular function: protein binding. Gene Ontology annotation, biological process: fibroblast migration. The transcript is spliced from 31 exons. The record is from RefSeq and is a predicted model, not a curated record. The coding region runs from base 36 to 5291 and encodes 1751 amino acids.
UCGACCCUUUCAGAUGUAGGCAGGCGAGACCCCGGAUGGAUUUCGGGAGCGUCAUGAACAAGGCUGUGACCCCCUGCUCCCCCACUGUCAACUAUGAGCUGCCUUCCCUGGGGGAGAGCAUCAUGAAGCAGGCAGACGCCCUGGACGUCACAAAAUCCCCUAGGAGUGGGCAGUCACGUCACAAAACAUCCAGGAGCAUGAGCCUGACUGCAGCCAUGGAGAGUAGUUGUGAGCUGGACCUGGUGUACAUCACGGAGCGGAUUAUUGCCGUCUCCUACCCCAGUGCGGCUGAAGAGCAAAGCUUCUGCAGCAACCUCCGCGAGGUGGCCCACAUGCUGAAGUCCAAGCAUGGGGACAACUAUGUGCUUUUCAACCUCUCUGAGCGGAGAAAUGACAUCAGCAAGCUUCACUCCAAGGUGCUGGAUUUUGGGUGGCCUGACCUGCACACCCCAGCGCUAGAGAAGAUCUGCAGCAUUUGCAAAGCCAUGGACACGUGGCUCAAUGCCGCGGCGCACAACGUGGUGGUGCUGCACAACAAGGGAAACCGUGGCCGGCUGGGGGUGGUAGUGGCUGCCUAUAUGCACUACAGCAACAUCUCGGCCAGUGCCAACCAGGCUCUGGACAGGUUUGCCAUGAAGCGAUUCUAUGAGGACAAGGUGGUACCAGUGGGGCAGCCAUCCCAGAAGAGGUACAUCCAUUACUUCAGCGGGCUCCUCUCUGGCAGCAUCAAGAUGAACAACAAGCCUCUCUUCCUCCAUCAUGUCAUCAUGCACGGCAUCCCCAACUUUGAGUCAAAAGGCGGUUGUCGGCCCUUCCUGAAAAUAUACCAGGCCAUGCAGCCCGUCUACACCUCGGGGAUCUACAACGUGCAAGGAGACAGCCAGACAGGCAUCUGCAUCACCAUUGAGCCUGGCUUACUACUGAAAGGUGAUAUCUUGCUGAAGUGUUACCACAAGAAGUUUCGCAGCCCGACCCGUGAUGUGAUUUUCCGUGUGCAGUUCCACACAUGUGCUGUGCAUGACCUUGAUGUUGUCUUUGGCAAGGAAGACCUGGAUGAGGCCUUCAGAGAUGACCGCUUCCCUGAGUACGGGAAGGUGGAGUUCGUGUUCUCCUAUGGCCCUGAGAAGAUCCAAGGCAUGGAGCACCUGGAGAACGGGCCCAGUGUUUCUGUGGACUACAACACAUCUGAUCCGCUCAUCCGGUGGGACUCCUAUGAGAACUUCAACAUCCAGCGUGACAAUAGCACGGAGGGAGCCUGGGCUGAGCCACCGCUCCCUGGCAAGCACCUGGAGAAAGAGGUUGGGCACACACAAGGGCCUCUGGAUGGGAGCCUCUACGCUAAAGUGAAGAAGAAAGACUCCCUCCACGGCAGCACCGGUGCCAUCAACGCUGCCCGCCUCCCACUGCCAGCAGCACCCAACCACGUUGAGCACACGCUCUCGGUGAGCAGUGACUCGGGCAACUCCACCGCCUCCACCAAGACUGACCGGACCGAUGAGCCGGGGGUGCCUGGGGCGCCUGGUGGCCAGGCGGUGCUGAGCCCUGAGGAGAAGCGGGAGCUGGAUCGUCUCCUUGUUGGCUUUGGCCUGGAGAGCGCCCCACCCAUGCACAACCACCUGCCUGGCCCCGUACCGGCACGCCUGACAGCCAUGCCGGGCCGCCAUGUGGUGCCGGCUCAGGUGCACGUUAAUGGGAAUGCUGCGGCACUGGUGGCUGAGCGGGAGACGGAUAUAUUGGAUGACGAUCUGCCCAACCAGGAUGGACACAGUGUGGGCAGCCUGGGCACACUCUCUUCCUUGGAUGGCACCACCACUGCAAGUGAGGCUGGCUACCAGGAAGCUCACCGUGUGGGAAGCCUGUCCUCGCUGCCCAAUGGGCCUUCGAGCUGCAAUGGGACCGAGAAGUUGCUGAAGGAGGGGCUGUAUGAUGGUGAGCUGCUCUCCAAUGGUGGCUACCCCUACAACAACCAGAAUACCCUCACAGGCCACCACCUCCGUGACACGCUGCCUUCCCUGAGGCCCUCAGCGUCUGCUCAGGACCACCUGGCUGGCUACCCACAGCGUCCACCUGGCUCCCACACUCCAGGCUGGCUCCAGCCUCAGCCGCUUCCCAGUUCCCAGUCCUACCUGUAUGGCUAUGACCCCCCUGGCACCUAUCACUCCCGGUCCUUCCCAGUGGUGGACACAGCCAAGUACGAUGUGAACCCAGCACUGCCCCAGGCUCCAGCUCGCAGCACCAGCAGCCGGGAGGCUGUGCAGAGGGGCUUGAAUUCCUGGCAGCAGCAAGGAGGGAGUCGGCCACCUUCUCGGCUGCAGGAAGGUGGCGUGGAGAGCCACAGCCCCAGCGUCUCUAGCUGCAGCCCCCAGCCCAGCCCGCUGCAGCUGGUGCCCCCCCACAGCCACAGCAUGCCGGAGUUCCCCCGGACGCCUUCCCGGCGGGAGAUCGAGCAGUCCAUUGAAGCUCUUGACGUCCUCAUGCUGGACCUUGCGCCGGCCAUCCACAAGUCACAGAGCGUGCCUGCUGCCUCCCGACAGGAUAAGCCUGCAGGAUCCCUGCACUCCUCCCUCUCAGCCCAGCCCAUUGCUGGCCUCUAUGCCCGGCCGACUCCGCAGGUGGUCCAACCAAGGUCCUUUGGCAUCUCUGUGAGCCCUGUGGUCUCCGAGCCCGAGGGCAAAGCCCAUUCUCCCAGGGAGCCAGACUAUGGAGUGCAUGAGUACCGGGAAACUUACUUGCCCUACAACUACCAGUCAGCCCCAGUGCCAGAGCCAAGGAGCUACAGCCAUUCCCCAGCCGGAGCACCGAUGGGAAUCCCCCCCCACAGCACUUCCUACAGCCCUGCAGGGUCUCAGCAGCAUCUUGUCUCCUCUCCGCCUUCCCCCACCAUCCCAGCACAAACCCAGAUGCCCCCCAAGGGACCAGAGAGCUAUGAAGACCUGUCGAGGUCGGCAGAAGAGCCCUUGAAUCUGGAGGGCCUGGUGGCCCACAGAGUGGCAGGGGUUCAGUCCAGGGAGAAGUCCCCGGAGGAGAGCGCUUUCCCUGCCCGUAAACGGACCCCCAGUGAUAGCCACUAUGAGAAGAGCUCGCCGGAGCCCAGCUCGCCCCGCAGCCCCACUGUCCUCUCACCUGAGGUGGUCAGCACCAUCGCAGCCAACCCUGGAGGGAGGCCCAAAGAGCCUCACCUCCACAGCUACAAGGAAGCCUUUGAAGAGAUGGAGGGUGCUUCCCCCACCAGCCCACCCUCCAGUGGCGUGCGUUCUCCGCCCGGCCUGGCCAAGACCCCACUGUCAGCACUGGGACUGAAACCCCACAACCCAGCUGAGAUCCUUCUGCAUCCAGUGGGAGAGCUAGAAGGGGAGGCAGGUGGUGACUCUGAAGAAGAGCCCAGGAGCUAUGUCGAGUCUGUGGCCCGCACGGCCACAACAGGCAGAGGAGGAACCCUACCCACUACCCAUCCCGGAGGCCCAGAGGUGCCCACAAGGAAUGGCACUUUCACCAACUCCUUCAACACCCCCAGCCCCAUCUCCACCAGCAGUCCCAUUCAUAGCGUGGAUGGGGCCUCCCUCCGCAGCUACCCAUCAGAGGGCAGCCCCCAUGGCACAGUUACACCUCCCCACGCCUCGUCUGAGCUUGUUUACCGGUCGCCUGUCAGCUCGCAGAUGCCUUCUACUCACAGCAGCUAUCAAAACUCGUCUCCAUCCUCUUUUGCAAUGGUCCAAGGUGGCGUCCCAGGCUCAGCAUACACCAGCCCUGACUACCCUGAUGGCCGUGCUGCCCUCCAGCCAGACACCCAGGCUCGGCCGCAACCUCACGGCAGUGUGGGGGCCCACGUUGUACCGGGCAGCCCCCGCACCCUGCAUCGGACAGUGGCUACCAACACACCGACACCACCCAGCCCUGGCUUUGGGCGAAGGGCUGUCAACCCCAGUAUGAGCAGUGCUCCUGGCAGCCCUGGGAUGGGCAGACAUGCAGUGGCAGUCCAUGGCAACCUGGUGGCCCCACCUGGAAGCCCCAGCCUGGCCAGGCAUCAAGCUGCAGCAGCUCUCCCGCCUGGCAGCCCCCUGUAUGGAUACUCCAGCCCAGAGGAGAGGCGCCCAACGGUGUCUCGGCAGAGCAGCUCCUCCGGCUACCAGCCUCCCUCCACGCCGUCCUUCCCAGUCUCGCCGGCUUACUACCCCGGCACAAGCACGCCGCAUUCCUCCUCCCCAGACUCGGCUGCCUACCGUCAGGGUAGCCCCACACCACAGCCCAUGCUGCCUGAGAAGCGGCGGAUGUCGGCUGGGGAGCGCUCCAACAGCCUCCCCAACUAUGCCACUGUCAAUGGUAAGGUGUCCUCGCCCCUCUCCAGCCCCAGCAGCGGGGGUGCCGUCACAUUCUCCCACACCCUGCCGGACUUCUCCAAGUUCUCCAUGCCAGACAUCAGCCCUGAGACUCGUGCCAAUGUCAAGUUUGUCCAGGACACUUCCAAGUACUGGUAUAAACCAGAGAUCUCCAGGGAGCAGGCCAUUGCACUGCUGAAGGACAGGGAGCCAGGAGCUUUCAUCAUUCGAGACAGCCACUCCUUCCGGGGAGCCUAUGGCCUUGCCAUGAAAGUAGCUUCUCCGCCUCCCACGGUUGUGCAGCAGAACAAGAAAGGAGACAUCACCAACGAGCUGGUGAGGCACUUCCUCAUCGAGACCAGCCCACGGGGUGUGAAACUAAAAGGAUGCCCCAACGAGCCCCAUUUUGGAUGUCUCUCUGCCCUGGUCUACCAGCACUCCAUUAUGCCCUUGGCCCUGCCCUGCAAGUUAGUCAUUCCUGAUCGAGAUCCCAUGGAGGAAAAGAAGGACGCUGCAUCUGCCGCCAACUCGGCCACAGACCUCCUCAAACAGGGUGCGGCCUGCAAUGUCCUCUUCAUCAAUUCAGUGGAGAUGGAGUCACUAACGGGCCCACAAGCCAUUGCAAAGGCUGUCACGGAGACACUGGUGGCUGACCCCACGCCCACUGCCACCAUUGUCCACUUCAAAGUCUCUGCACAAGGCAUCACCCUAACGGACAACCAGAGGAAAUUGUUCUUCCGACGUCACUACCCCCUCAACACUGUCACCUUCUGUGACCUGGACCCCCAGGAGCGAAAGUGGACUAAAACUGAUGGAAAUGGCCCAGCCAAGCUCUUCGGCUUUGUGGCCAGGAAGCAAGGGAGUACCACAGACAACAUCUGCCACCUCUUUGCGGAGCUGGACCCAGACCAGCCAGCUGCAGCCAUUGUCAACUUUGUCUCCAGGGUCAUGCUUGGAUCUGGCCAGAAAAGAUGAGCUAGCACUUGCGGGUGAUUCUUGAAUUUUGGAGAAGGACUUGGAGCAGAUCCGAGAAGGAGUGUGAGGAAGUGCAUUGUGGGAGAGGGAAGUGAAUUUGGGGGGGCGGGGGAGGGGAAGGGUUGGAAUUUUGGAGGAAAACAGCAAACAACAAGAAAGCCCCAAUGAAACCCCUAAAAACUCAACAUAAGCCAAACACACACAUAGAGGAACCAAACCCACGCACCUACAUAAGAGAACCACAAAGUCACGCCAGAGAGGAUGCAUGUUCUGUCACAGGGAAGGUGACCAAAUGAAGGUGGCAGUGAGAGGUGUGUUCCCAGCUUUCAGCGUCGUGGUCCCAGGAGAUGACAUCCACUUGGGACUGAUUGCAGGACCAAGACUGGUGUUUUUUCAUCUGCAACAAAAAGAUGCAACUGGCAAAACUCAUGGAAGAAGCUCUGUCCCAGCAGCUCCAUCAGUGAAAAUCAGCUGUAUGUUUGAAAUGACUGUAGGAGAUCAUGAUGUGGGCUGGGUCUCUGUGGGACACUGCAGUAGAUGCUCUCAGAAACCUUCCCUUGUCUGGCUACAGAGUAGGGUUCUCACCAGCCCUUGAAUGUCUUCUGAAACUGGCUGAUCUCCUGGCAACUUGCUGGGGACGUGGAGGGACUUGGUUCUGACCCCUCCCGUCCCUGGAGAGCUCAGCUAUGGGCAGACCUGCAUUGCUGACCCAGAGCCCAGCGCCGGUCACAGGUGAGCAGCUGUGAGUCUACCUGCAGAAGCGGGGAGGGGGUCAUGACAUUUCUUCAUCUCUCCCAGUGGUGUUUCUGCCUCCAAGCUGGCAAGGAGAUGUGUGGGGGAGGCAGAUGCUCCCUGGCAGCCUCCUUGGAGGAUGCAGAAAGUUGUCUCCUCUCCAUCUUCCCCUUUCCUCUCCCAUCGGUCUUUGGUAGUUUUCUCCUGUGGGCUGUCACACUUUCUCUUAUACACACACACCAAAAAAACCCCCCAAAAACCAGAAAGGCAAGAAAACCAUUGUAUUAAUAAUAAUAAUGAAUAAUAAUAAUUAUAAUAAUAGCAGAUGCUGGCACAGGUGGGUUCUCUGUGCAAAGCAGCAGCCCCGUGGCUAUCCCCGUCUCGCUCUUCGGAGACGCUCAAGCGGUUUUUAAAUUGCAUGGACGUUCCAGCUGCACGAGAGGUGAAUGACUACAAGUAACUCAGGCGCUUUUUCUUCCUUUUGUUUUGGAGGCCACGUUAAAGAAGAAAAAGAAAGUAAGCAAAUUUUAAAUAGGAAAUAAAAAAGGAAAGGACCUGCGGUCGCUGGGCAGCUUUGGCUCGGUGGCCAGGUAAACAAGUCCUCCGAGAGCCGCCCCUGCUAGGCACAUGUGUGCCCUCAAAACCGACUGGCUGGAGGUUUGUGCCUUCCAAAUGCACCGUAGAUUUGCAGUGGCUUCGGUGCUGACAGCUUUUCCCUUUGGGGAAGUAAGGAGGGCCAGCUGGGGGGUGAGAGGGACAAAGGGCCCCCAUGCUGCUGCAGGGGCAGUUCAUGGAUGGAGAGGCAGCAGGCAGAGGUACCAGCCCCCCAAUCCAGGGAAGAGGCAGAGGAUGCUUUGGUCACACAUUUAGGUUUGGGGCAGGGGGAGCAGUCUGGCUGGAGUGAUGACUGAUCAUUGCUGAGCUCUCUGCUGCAAAUAUUUGCCCUGCCUCGGGCUUUCUGGGAGAAGUUUUCUGUGCAAAGUGGCCCAGAUAAUUUAUUUGGGGCAAGAAUUAGAAACAUAGCACUGCAGCCCCCAAUCCCGGAGAGCUUGUCUUCCUUGGGCCGCCCUUGCCUUGAUAGCUACACUAUAUAUGCAAACUAUAUUGAUGAAAUACUGUAAGCUAACAAAAGUUUUAAGGAGGAAAAAGCAGUUAAAUUUACACUCUGAAAAUAUUUUUUUUUUUUGGCCAUAUUGCUUUGUGUGCAUCAUAACUCCCCCAUUAUAUCUGCACCCCUUCCUCUGCCCCGGGGAAGUACCUGCACGUUAAAAGAAGAUCCAGAAGAAGGAGAAAUGCUGAUGGGGGCAGAGGUGCGGGGACCCCCCUCCCCAUGCCGGGGCAGUGUGCAUGUGGCUGGUGUGCAUGUGCGUGUGCGUGCGUGUGUGCGUGGGGGAGCGAGCGGCAUGGGCGCCCGGAGCGGGAUGGCACAGCUGGAUGUACUGGAGUGAGAGUGUGUAAGGAUGCCAAGUGAGGAGUUGAUUGAGAGAUGGAGGCAGGAUGGGGUGCUCUGGGGGGAGGGGGACUUCCCACCUCCUUGGUUCCCCAGCUGCAUGGAUGUGGAGACCUUUUCAUUCUUGAUGUUGUCAAAAAAGCGAUUCCCUCCUUCUGCGAAAUUCAAGCGAGAUGAGAGAUGCUAUCACCCGUGAUCUCCUCACCUUGCCAGUCACCGGCCAGAGAAAACACUGUGUUUAUAGAUAGAUAAAGAUAUAUUUUUGAAAGCCUCUAUUUUUCAAACUUGGUUUUCUCACUGCUAAGAAAAAGAGAUGAUAAUAAUGUAAUUUUAUUUUAAUCUGCUGCCUCGGGAAACUGGUGCUUGGAAGUCCCUAUCCUCUUUUUCUCUCCGUACAAACGAAGCAGAUCUUAAGCACCCCAGAGAUGUUGUGUAGAAGCUGACCCCAGCAGAUAACUUGCCGAUAGCACCAUGCCUGCUUCAGGCCCUGAGCCGCUCACGGCUUCCCCACUAACCCACUAGCUGAAGAUUUAGACUGUAUCAAAAUCUCAAACACUAAUCUGAUGAUUAUAUACAUAUAUAUAUUUUUAACACGCAGCUAAUCACUUUCCAAUGAUGUAGCCGGGUGUUCGUCAACUCCCUUUAAAGGCACUUUCCCCCCUCCCCUUUUAUCUCCUUUAAAAAGUUACAUUUUAAGGUGUAACUACCCUUUUGGUCCCCAGGAGAGACAGGAGGCUGGCGUUCAGAGUCGCCCAGGUCUUGGGGCUGGUGGGGACCCAGUGUUGAUAUUUUUUCCUUAUGAAAGGGACGGAAAAGACUGUUGUGGUUUUGUUUU